Messenger RNA from Nicotiana tabacum (common tobacco), 2154 nucleotides. The record is from RefSeq and is a predicted model, not a curated record. NCBI's taxonomy places the organism in Eukaryota, Viridiplantae, Streptophyta, Magnoliopsida, Solanales, Solanaceae.
AUGGCUGGGACUGCUUUUUCUGCGCAUAUUAAGGAUCUUGUUACUGAAGUUUUACAUCAAACUAAUUAUCUUAAAUGGGUACAUCUCAUUCAACUUGUUAUUGAGAUGUAUGAUUUGUUUGGUCACAUUGAUGGUUCUGAAUCACAUCCUCCUGAAUUUAAUGUUUCUUCCGAUGUUGCAGAUGCUUGGAUCACAUUAAAAAAUUACUUUUUCCAUCAAUCCACAGCGAGAGAAAUGCAGUACAAGCAUCAAUUACAUACAAUCAAAAAAGAAGAUCUCUCUACAGAUGCUUAUAUGUCUAAGAUUCAGGAAUUAGCUGAUUGUCUCCACUCUAUUGGUCGUUGUGUUAAUGACUCCGAAUUGGCUUGUACUUUGCCUUCUCCUAAUCUAGUAUCACCUACUACAUCUUUGGUUACUACAAUAGCUGACCCUCUUUCCUCUACUUCCUCAGGAUAUCAUGGACGUGGUCAUGGUCGUGGUCGCGGUCGCGGAGGUGGCCGUCGUCAUGCUCAAGAUUAUGAUCGUGGCAUUAUUUCACAGUUUCAUUAUACCCCGUCACCUACCCCAGUUUCUCGUGGUGGUCCUUUCCAGCAUUCUACCUCUGGUCGUGGUGUCUUGGCUCCCUCACCUUAUCACUUGCCUGCAUUUGUGGCUCCUACUCCCACUUUUACUACUGUGAUUUGUCAGAUUUGUGAUCUUUCUGGUCAUACGGCAUUUGCCUGUCCUCAACACCAUAACCAUGCUUAUACUGCUCCUAGUCUUCAGGCGAAUAUGCCAGCACUCUCAUUGCAGUCCCCUCCAGACAAGAAUUGGUACUUGUAUUCUGGUGCAACCGCACACAUGACUAAUAAUCUGGGUAAUCUCUCUUCCUUUUCUCCUGUUUCAAAUGAUUCCAUCUUGGUUGGUAAUGGUACUUGUAUUCCCGUUACCGGUAUUGGUUCUUCUUCUCUUUCUACUCCUUCUUGCUCCUUUACUUUGUCCCCUGAUUUGUCGACGGGGAAAGUUUUGCAUCACUCCCACACUGAUAGGCCUCUAUAUCCUUUUCAGUCUUCCUCUGCAUUGUCAUCGUCUGCUCAGCCAUCAACCUUUGUUGCUCUACAUGACUCUAGUUCUAUUUGUUCUAAACAUUCGGCUUUGCCGUUUUCUUUAAGUACUUCAACUACUUCUUAUAUUUUAGAAUUAGUUCAUUCUGAUGUUUGGAAGUCCCCUGUUCCCUCAGUUAGUGGUUAUCAUUAUUAUGUUCUUUAUAUUGAUGAUUUCACUCGUUACACAUGGAUUUAUCCUCUUCGUCAUAAAAGUGAUGCCAUAUCUUGUUUUACCCAUUUUAAACUUCUUGUUGAAAAUCAAUUUGGUGGGUCUAUUAAGACAUUUCGUUCAGAUGGCGAGGGAGAGUAUCAAAGUUCUUCCUUUAUCUCUUUUCUCCGCUCGCAUAACAUUCAUCAUCAAUUAUCUUGUGCUCACACACCUCAGCAAAAUGGUGUAGCUGAGCGUAAGCACUGUCAUAUUACAAAUGUUGCUCGCACUAUACUUUUUCAUGCUCAUGCCCCUCUUUCUUUAUGGGUUGAAGCUUUUCUUACUGCUGUUCAUCUUAUUAAUCGUCUUCCUUCUUCCUCCCUUGCUAAGUUGUCUCUCUACGAAAACCUAUUUGGGGUUCCACCUGACUAUACCAUUUUAAAACCUUUUGGGUGUCUUUGUUAUCCUAAUUUGCGUCCUUAUCAUUCUCACAAACUUGACUCUUCUUCCUCUCCUUGCAUAUUUUUAGGGUACAAUUCUAGUCACAAGGAAUAUCGGUGUCUACGUCUUGAUACUAACCGUGUCUAUAUUAGUCGCUCUGUUCGCUUUAUUGAGCAUUGUUUUCCAUAUGCAAAUUUAUCUGCUUUUCUACCUCCUCGUCCUUCUAUGCCCCAUGUUCUCCUCCCUAUACCUGCUGCGUUACCUAGUCCUACGCCUACUGCACCCGAGUCUACUAGUUCUGCUACUACUUUCAUGUCCCCCUCUUCUUCUGUUGAAUCUCCUAGUUUAUCUUCCCUUCCUCCUAGCUCCUUAGAGUCCUUGUCCUUGCCGUUGUCUAGUAAUGACUCAUGUCCUAUAUUCACCUCCACAAUUGAGCCAUUAACUUCAAUCUCUAAUUCUGCUCAUCCCAUGAUUACUUGA